GCAAACAGAUGCAUCCUCCCAAUUCCAAUCUAUCUCACUGAGAUGAUUCACUGAGAGAAAACAUAGCAAGAUCUGUGGAGAUCCAGGUGAAGUGAAUUUUCAACUCUCUGGAGAAUUCCAGAUGUUUCAUCUGUGCCUCUAGAUCCACUAUUGAAGCAUAUCUAUAAACACCAUGGCCUCAGGCCUAUAUGCCAAGAUGAAAGCGGAGGCCACCUGCUUCAUCUGCCGGAAGCUGAUGACAGACCCUAUGAGCAUUGAUUGUGGGCACAGCUUUUGCUACAAGUGCAUAGCAGGAAAUGGUGGAAACAUACUAUCGGGAUGGAUAUCCCCUGGGAUAACCGUCUACUGUCCCCAAUGUAAGGCAUCCUUUAAAAAGGAGUGCCUCCGGGCUAACAAGCAGCUGCAAAACCUCAUUGAGACCAUCAAGGAAAUGGACGUGGAACAUUUAUGUGAGGAGCAUGGAGAGCAGCUCCAUCUGUUCUGUGAAGAUGACCACCAGCUCCUCUGCUGGCGCUGUGAGCGGUCACAACAGCACAAAGGACAUGUCACAACUCUUGUUGAAGAUGUGUGUCAAAACUACAAGGAAAAGCUCCAGAAAAUUGUGACAACGUUGAAGAGCACAGAAAAUCUAUGUUCUAGUUACAUACUAUUCGCAAGAGAGCAAAUAAAUGAAUGGGAGGAGAAGGUGGAAUUUAGGAAACAAAAAAUUCAGUCUGAUUUUCAGACUCUCUAUAAAUUCCUGCAUGAGGAAGAAAAGUCUCAUUUAUGGAGACUGGAGGAAGAAAAAAUGCAGACUCUGAAGAUAUUGCAAGACAGUAAAGCAAGCUUGGAAAUGCAGAGCCAAAAACUCAAGAACCACAUCCUGGAACUUGAGAGGAAAUGCCAGGACCCGGCUCAGAAAAUGCUGCAGGAUAUCAAAGACACCUUGAAGAGGAGUGCAGAUGUUAAGAUGGAGACCCCGAAAAGCAUCUCUCUGGAGCUGUCCACCGUGUGCAAUGUCUCAGAGCUCUACUUCCAAGUGCCCAAGUUGUUAAGGCACCAUCAAGUUAAUGUAACUCUGGAUCCAGAUACGGCUCAUCCUAAAUUAACUCUGUCUACAGAUUGGAGAUCAGUGACCCAUGUGUCCCUGUACAAAAAACCCAGCUGUCCCAGGAGAUUUACAGUUCUACCCUGUGUCCUAGGUUCAGUGAGCUUCACCUCAGGAAAACAUUACUUUGAAGUCAGUGUGGGCAACAGUGCUCAGUGGGACGUAGGUGUUUGUCUGGAAAAUGUAUUGCGGGACAGUGAUAUGACACCAGCACCUCAGAUUGGAUUCUGGGCCAUCAGACUCUGCAAAGUCCAGGGCUAUUUAGGCUUGACUUCUCCCCCCACUCCCCUGUCUUUGAAGGAGAAACCUGAAACCAUAGGGAUUGUUCUGGAUUACGAUGCUGGGUUUGUGGCCUUCUAUAAUGCCACAACAGGCUCCUAUAUCUACACCUUUCCCAAGGCCUCCUUCUCUCAGGCUCUCCAUCCUUAUUUCCAAGUUCAUCCUUAUUCUCCUUUAUUCUUGCCUUCCCCACAUGAGUAAGGGAUAAAAGGAGAGUCUCCACUGGGGGAAA
Molecule: messenger RNA, 1598 nt
Organism: Suncus etruscus (white-toothed pygmy shrew)
Lineage: Eukaryota; Metazoa; Chordata; Mammalia; Eulipotyphla; Soricidae
Product: E3 ubiquitin-protein ligase TRIM38-like
Exons: 6
Coding region: 173-1567 (464 amino acids)
Molecular function (GO): zinc ion binding; protein binding
Source: RefSeq, a predicted model, not a curated record